This is a messenger RNA of Fundulus heteroclitus (mummichog), 2758 nucleotides long. RefSeq names its product neuron-derived neurotrophic factor, like (gene ndnfl). The record is from RefSeq and is a predicted model, not a curated record. The coding region runs from base 336 to 2081 and encodes 581 amino acids. The transcript is spliced from 4 exons. Gene Ontology annotation, biological process: extracellular matrix organization. Lineage: Eukaryota; Metazoa; Chordata; Actinopteri; Cyprinodontiformes; Fundulidae. Gene Ontology annotation, molecular function: protein binding.
GUCCCACCUGAGCUGGGACGAAACACCUUCUGAACUACAGGAGCAAGCAAGAGCCUCACGAGAGUAGUCAGUGGAACUCCCACAACAACAACCUGCUGUUGCUCCUCCUCUCCUCGCGACCGGCUCUCAUCCCCACCCCUCUCCUCCUCUUCUUCCUCCUCCUCCUCCUCCUCCUCCAUCCUCUCCCCGUCUCGCAUUUGAUCCCAUCCCUCACUCCCUGCACCACAGAGGGAGAGCGGGAGCGGAGAGAAGAUUUUCAGAGCCGGGGAGAUAUAUCCACAGUGCAGGCGGUGAAAAAAAAUAUACCGGGUCAAAGAGGAGACGCAGAAUCAGCGAUGGCACUCUCCUUGUGUCUCUGGGCGACUUUGAUGCUGGUUUGGGGAUCUUUGUUGCCCCCGGUUCACCCGGCACUGGCACCUGAGAACGAGGUGCCACUACGCCCAACGACAUGGUUACCGGAAGGAAAGAUCACUUCAGUAACUCUUCCUAAAGGGCGGACUCGAAGGUUAUAUUUCACUCUGAAGAAGAAGACCUCUACGAUGUCGGUGACCGUGAGCCCCUGUCACCUCCCCGUCGAAUGGAGGCUGACCGCUCGCACCCUGAAGGACAAACCGCUCAAAACCCUGCAAUGGAGCACCAAGAAGAGCACGCCUGAGGUGUGGUGGCGGGGUCCUGGCACAGAAGAGAAAAUCUACAGCUUUGCCGGUGAUACGGUGGACACCUACAGCGGCCCCUCCCAUCCCCGUGCUUCCGUUUACAUCCUGAGGCUGCGCUCAAAACAGCAAACCACUAAAGCCACAGUGUUCCUCCACGAAGGCCCGGGGCCCCUCGGCGUCUUCCCUCUACUGCCAGCAGACCCGCGGGUUCAUACGUUAGGUGUGGGUAUGACCAGUGUCACCCUCAGCUGGGCACCCAGUGCCUCAAUAACAAGCCUCCCGAAAGCAAACGACGGUUACGAUUACUGCGUCCUCAUUAACUCUCUGCAGAACUACCCCAGCCUCUGUGCCGCGAAAGAGAGGAAGAAAGAGGAGCAAGACCAGAAUCAAGGGAAGAAGGAGAAAAAGAGGCAAGCGACACCAUGGCCGGUUUUAAAAGACUGGUGGUGGGAGCAGUGGGACAGCUACCCUGAACCCCAGACUGGUCCCUCCUCACUCACAGAUGAUUUUGAUGAUCUUCAGUGCCUGUGUCAGGGCACAGAGAACGUUUGCACCGUCUCUGAGCUCCUGCCUGACACUUCGUACUACUUUGACGUGUUUGUGAUAGAUAAGGUGAACGGGACCAGCGCAGCGUACAAGGGGGCGUUUGCGAGGACACACGAGGAAGCUCGAGCUGCAGUCGUUCCCCUAAGAGAAGGAGAGCUAAGGUGGGUGGACUUUCAGGACGGGGGCUCCAACUCGCAGCAGUUCUUCAGUUUCCGUCCCCGGGGAUGGCAGCAGAGCGGCCUUCUCACCCUGCAGAGCUGUGGGGGCGGCGAAAAGACGACGGUAACUGUGUCCAGUAAGGGACAAAUUUUGACCUCUCAGGGAGUGGGAGCAGAUUUAGCCCACAUCUGGCUCCAAGGAAGUCCUUCCUAUCUCAUCCUCUUGCAACAAGAAGGAACCACCACUAGCCAGAGAACUUCAGUUACAGACGCCGCUCGGCUAGGAGGGUUGAAUGCGUCCGUCAAGAUGCAAGUUUCAUCCGCCUACCACCGCAGAGGGGUCCCAUCUCUGCCCUCCACCUUGCAGAUAAAGUCUUUCAACCGGCUGCGCGGUUGCAACAGCGUCACCCUGGCCUGGAUGGGUACAGAGGAAAGAAGCCUGUACUGUGUGUAUCGCAGAAAGCUCAGUAGCUUUGAUGAAGAGGCUGGGGGAGCAUCGGCUCUGACUGCCCCUUGUCUGGGCCCAGAGUCCCGCUCUGACACUGAAAGGGUUCUCUGCAAGUAUUUCCAAGAGCUGAAUCCUCGACGGGCCGUAACCACAGCUGUGAUCGGGGGCCUGGAGCCAGGAGUGGCCUACGUGUUUGAUGUCUAUCUAAUGAGACGCUGGGGGAUCCCUAUCAAGUAUGCCAGCAAGAUGGUGAAGACCAGAAAGGAAUGCUGAGCUGCCGCCCCCUAGAGGAGGCUUACAAAUUGUCCCGGUUCAUGGGAAAGCGCAUCAGCCCCCGGACAUGCUGUAAAGACAGACCAAGAGCUCAAAGCCAUUUGAUUGUUGUUGGGAGACAUUUUUUCAAAAAUAGGGAAAUGUUCUCUUGAAGAAACAGCGGUCACAUUCAAACUCCACUUUAUCAGUGCAAGGGGAUGGCAAGAAUGUUGGAGGGAUGUAUACACCAGCAAAAGUUCAUAACAUUUCCAAAACAACUUUUGUGCUCUUGUCAUUUUGUUUUUCUUGUUGUUGGCCAUCAUAAUGACAUGCCAGUCGCUCAAGUGCUUCUCUUCUGUGUCCGUGUACAAGGGAGCGGACAAGGUUUGCAAUGGCAAAGAGUCAUUAUAAAAACAACAAAGGAGACUGUGCCAAAUAUGCAACAGAAGCAGAUGGGGCAAUAAUGAAUAGAAGAUCUGAGACGGAGGGAUUCGCAGCGUCUUUCUCCAGAGCUGCAUACUGUACAGGCUAAUAAACACAGGUGGAAACGAUCAGAAGAUGCUAAAUUCAGUCCGUGUUUGUCUUUGUGUUCUGCUUUUGCAUGAAGCAGUGUGAAAUUUCUAGUGACUUGCCUCAUUGUCUUUGAUGUAUUCUUGUGGUGCUUCAAAGUCAUCAAUAAAUACUAAAGUAUCUGUAUA